AUGGCUGUUUACCAGACCUGGAAGACCUAUGGUUCUGGACCUCAUGUGGACUCUCUCAUCUCACAACCCAGACGUGAUGAGAUUCAGCAUCAUAAUGAGGAGCUAAGGAAAAAUAGAGAAAUGUUAAAUCUAACACAAGCUGUUCUAUAUUGA
This is a messenger RNA of Paramuricea clavata, 153 nucleotides long. The record is from the annotation of a GenBank genome assembly. Lineage: Eukaryota; Metazoa; Cnidaria; Anthozoa; Malacalcyonacea; Plexauridae.